Messenger RNA from Rhizophagus irregularis DAOM 181602=DAOM 197198, 1136 nucleotides. RefSeq lists its product as uncharacterized. NCBI's taxonomy places the organism in Eukaryota, Fungi, Glomeromycota, Glomeromycetes, Glomerales, Glomeraceae. Gene Ontology annotation, cellular component: nucleus; DNA replication factor C complex. Gene Ontology annotation, biological process: DNA repair; DNA-templated DNA replication. The record is from RefSeq and is a predicted model, not a curated record. Gene Ontology annotation, molecular function: DNA clamp loader activity; ATP hydrolysis activity; ATP binding.
GAAGGUAUAUAAAAAUUCGUAAACGCGUAAAAUAAAGCAACUUGCAAUGGGUUCGUUUUUUCGGAAUCAAGACACUCGCUCUAGAUCGACAAAAGAUUCUACUUCGUGCUUACCAUGGAUAGAAAAAUACCGUCCAAAGUCCUUAAACAAUAUAAGUGCUCAAGAAGAAACUUUAAUUACCUUGAAUCAUUUUAAAGAUAGUUUACCUCAUAUGUUAUUUUAUGGCCCUCCGGGUACUGGGAAAACUUCUACAAUCUUGGCACUUGCACGUGAAUUAUUCGGUUCAGAACUGAUGAAAUCUCGUGUCUUGGAAUUAAAUGCUUCGCAUGAGCGUGGAAUUAGUGUGAUCAGGGAGAGAGUAAAAAACUAUGCACGGUCAUGUAUUGUUGGCGAUAGUGAUAGGAAUAAAUGUCCAGGUUUUAAGAUUAUAAUUCUGGACGAAGCCGAUUCUUUAACGAAAGACGCUCAAGAGGCAUUGAGACGCAUAAUAGAAAAAUACUCUGAACUCACUCGGUUUUGUCUUAUUUGCAAUCAAGUAUCGUGUAUUAUUCCUGCGUUGAAAUCUCGUUGUACAUUAUUUCGAUUCAAGAGCAUAGGCACUGAAAAUAUGAGAAAUCGCCUUAGUUAUAUAUGUGAACAAGAAGGAAUCAACUAUUAUUCAGAGGCGCUAGAUGAAUUGAUUAAAGACUCUCAAGGAGAUCUAAGAAAGGCGAUUACUUGGCUCAAUAAUGCAUCUAAACUUCACAAGAAUGAUCGAGUCACAGUCGAUACAAUUAAAGAAACUGUCGGGAUUGUACCGGACGACAUAAUUAAUGACUUAAUUGAAAGUGCUGCGAGCAAAUCUUAUGAUAAAAUUCAAGAAACCGUAAGUAAUGUCAUUGCAUCUGGAUAUUUUGGAAAGCAAAUAAUAGAACAGGUUUUCUUUCAGGUUCUUCAAGAUUUACGAUUUAGUGAAAAUCAUAAGUGUAAUAUAGGAGAAAGUAUAGGCAUAGUAGAUAAACGAUUAGUUGAUGGAGGUAGUGAGUUUUUCCAAGUUCUUUCUUUGUUGUGUAAAAUUUCUGAAAAUAUGAACUAGAAAUUGCUGUCAAAUGUUCAAAAAAAUUAUUGAAUAAGAAAUAUAUGCCAAAUUAAAUACG